AGAUAUUGUUAUUAUCUGCAAUACCAAUGAAAAUUUGCGGGAUUGGAGACGUGGAAUCGUACUGAAAACAUUUCCCGGACCAGAUGGACAAGUUAGGUCAGCGCUUAUUAAGAUAUCAACGGGCAACCUAAGGAGACCUGCCUCAAAGUUAGCAGUUUUUGAUGUUUCUGAUGACCCUCAACUCACAGAUACUCCUUCGGUUCACGGGGGGCGGGAUGUUGCUGAUAAAUGUACUUAGCUUUAUGUUCCACAUAUUUAUUUUAAUCGUAAGGCAACUCUGUUUAAGUAUACUCAAAGAUGUAAUGGCUUCUUCCGUUUUACUUUUUUACGAGUAGCCGAGGAGAAACCACGGAUAAAUAUUAAAACUCUCGCGCUCUCUCGCAAUCUCACUCACGCACGCACGCGUUUGUGUUUCUCUGAAUAAAGUGUUUUAAUAUAUUCGUGUUUCUUUUCUAUCAGUUGCCGCCGCAACAUUAUUUUAAUAUUUAUCCACGUGUGCCAUCGCGAAUUAUUGCAUGCCACGCUACAAUUUAAGAAGUCAAAAAACACAUAACGCGAAUCCAUCGAAAAUGCCGAUUUCAAAUGAAGACUCUUUUAGCGAUAACGAUGGAGACCGCCCAAUGGUCAUGCCAGACAACGCAGUUGCAGAUUUACAAAAACAAAUACGUCAGCUGCAACUAUCUUUGGAAGCCUCCGAAAAGGAGAGGUUAUCUCUGAAACAAACAAUCGCCUCGACAACUGCCGCUGUCGAUACCAAGAUUGCUGAGUCACUUGCCGACUUUUUUCAAGUCAGUGCUGCCGCACCUGUUAAGCCAAUGUAUGCCUAUACAAAUACAGCCAAUAAUUUUGCCUACUCAUUGCCACACAUGAGCUUUGCUAACGCCGCCGUUCUUGCCCCACCGAAUUCUAACGUCAACGCUGCGGACGUAUUUUUCACCCGUUCAAAUGCUUAUACAAAUUCCAACUACAACCCUACAUUAGCCCACCAGCAUAUGCCCAGCUAUAUGCAUCCUAUUACGCCUUAUUUGAAUGUCACCGCAGGUAACUUUUCGCCGAUUGUAAAUUUUGCUGACAUUAAAUCUACAGCCGCCACAUCUUUAAACAAUACACAUUCGUCACCUAUGCAGAAUAAUAACACAUUAAUGUCGCCAAAUAACCAACAUUUUAUACGCAAACUUCAAGAUUUACCACAGUUUUCAGGCUCACCCGAAGAGUGGCCAAUGUUUAUCGUCGCCUUUAAAGAGACAACCAACAUGUUCGCAUACAGUAAUGUAGAGAACUUACUGCGCUUACAGAAAGUUCUUAAGGGAGAUGCCCGGUCAAAGGUUGAAUCGCUAUUAAUUCACCCUUCAAGUGUGAAUGCGGUGAUAUCUUCGUUACAGUUUCAUUAUGGACGACCUGAGCUACUAAUACGCAGCCAGCUCGCAAAAGUCAGAUCGUUUCCAUCAAUCACAAGUGGAAAAUUGCGUGAAAUCGCUAAUUAUAGUUCAAUGGUAACAAAUUUAGUCGCAUUUUUGGAGAACGCCAGUGCUGCACCUCAUCUUUCAAACCCAACACUGCUCGAUGAAUUGGUAAGUAAACUACCUAUUUAUAAACGGGAAGAAUGGGCACGUCAUACGUUUGCAAUAAACAAACCAUACCCAACAAUAUGUGAAUUUAGUUCAUGGUUACAACAGAUGUCAACAUACGUUGUAAUGGCAACAGAACUGAACACACCACACGUCAGUUUCGAACAACCAUCACGAAAAUGUAAUAGAUCACCAAAAACAGUGCUAUCCAUAUCUGAAGAAAAAUUAAAAUGUAUAUUUUGUAAAGGUAAUCAUCGAUUGUACCAAUGCAUGAAAUUUAAAGAAGUUCAUAACGACAAGCGAUGGGAAUUGUAAAAACAAAUCGCUUGUGUUUUUGUUGUCUUUCUCCAGGUCAUAAUGUUUAUAAUUGUACACGACGUCGUACAUGUGGUAUAGCAUCAUGCCAGAAAUAUCAUAAUAAAUUACUUCAUAAUCAAGUCGAUCAAAAUGCCAACAUUGGCAACUCCGUAUCUGCUGAAUCUGCUGUUGCUACUGUCAGCACUUGUCAGCCAUCCGUAAAUGAAGAGCUACCAUUGAUUAAAAAGGUAGGUGUAGAAAACACAAACAGAAAUACAACCUUAUUGAAAUUUUUACCAAUUAAAUUAUAUGGCCCGAAAGGUAGCAUUAAAGUAAUAACCUUCAUUGACGAUGGGGCUAGGGUUACUUUAAUAGAAGAAGAAACUGCAAACGAAAUUGGCCUUAGGGGCAGAAAGGAAUUGCUUCGUCUCAAAUGGUUUGAUGACCAAACAACCAGCGGAGUCUCAAAGCUUGUGAACUUAGAAAUAUCGGGUUCACUAAAUAAAAAUAAAAGGUUUUAUAUCAACGGCGUCCGAACUACAAAAAGGUUAAUUUUACCUUCUCAAACGUUACCAGCGGAACUAAUUAAAGAACAAAAUAAGGAGUUACGGAAUUUACCAAUCGAAAGUUAUUUUGAUGCAAUGCCAAAAAUUUUAAUUGGAAUGCCCAUAUAAACUUAGUUCGACCAUUGAAUGUAAUUAACUUCAAUGAAGGUUUUACUGUUCAUGAGACUAAACUAGGCUGGAUUUUGUUUGGUUCAGAUGAAAACAAUUCCGACUCGUCAACAAUUUGCCACGUGCAUAUUGACAAUGGUUUCAAUGACUUACAAAAACAAAUCGCUGAUUAUUUUGAAUUAGAAGGCUUUCAAACAAUAUUUCCUGCUAUAAAGUCUAUCGCAGACAUUAGAGCCGAGGAAAUCUUGCAAAGUACAACGAAGUUUGUGGGUGAUAGGUACGAGACGGGUCUUUUAUGGAAAAACGACAACAUAUCUCUGCCAGUGAGUUAUAACGCAGCACUAAAACGACUUCAAAUUGUAGAACUCAAAAUGACAAAGGAUAUUAAUUACAAAAAAUGGUAUAUAGAAAAGGUAAACGACUACGUAGAGAAGGGUUAUGCCAAAAAACUUACUUCGGAUGAAGUUGAUAUACAGAGCGAGCGAAUAUGGUAUUUACCCCAUUUCGCGGUUUAUAAUGUAAACAAAGGCAAUAAACCAAGAUUAGUGUUUGAUGCAGCCGCGACAGUAAAUAAUAUUUCUUUGAACUCUAUGCUAAUGAAAGGUCCUGAUAGUUAUCAACCGAAACCAUUACAGUCAAUUUUAUUCAAAUUUCGUGAAGGGAAUAUAGCUAUUUGUGGUGAUGUAAGAGAGAUGUUGAGAUGUGAAGGAUGUAAAUUCACAACGUUUUUUAUGGCGUGAAGGGGAUACCAUGAGGCAGCCUGAUGUGUAUGUCAUGAAGGCAAUGAUUUUUGGUUCUGCCUGCUCUCCAUGCUCUGCGCAAUUUGUGAAGAAUUUGAAUGCAUCAAAAUUUCAAAAUGACUAUCCGAGGGCAGUCGAUGCAAUCAUUAAUCGCCACUAUGUUGACAAUUAUGUGGAUAGCUUUACCACCGUUGAUGAAGGUAUAUGUGUAUCGGAAAGAGUGACAGAGAUUCACAGCAAAGCAGGAUUCGUUCUCAGAGGCUUUGUUUCGAACUCCUCAAAAUUAUUGAAAGCCAUUAACAGAAACUCCGAGCCAGAGUGUAUCUCCAAGAAUAUGUGUGGAUCAAAAUCAACAAAUGAUAAGGUAUUAGGGAUGCACUGGGAUGCUAAGCGAGAUGUAUUCUUCUAUAAUUUAGUAUUCGCUAGAAUACCGACAUCAGUUUUAAAUGGCAGUCGACGACCAACAAAAGCAGAAUUAUUGGGUUUAACGAUGUCGAUAUUUGAUCCAUUUGGGUUCCUCGCAAAUGUUACUUUAAUUCCCAAAAUUUUAUUGCAAAGAUUAUGGCAAGUUAAUCUGGGUUGGCAUGAUACAAUACCCAACGAUAUAUACGAUAAAUGGUACGAGUGGUACAAAUCUCUUGAAAACUUAAGAGAGUUCAGAAUACCUAGAUGUUACAGCCCAUUUUUUAAAGAUCCAUCUUCCGAAAUACAAUUGCACAUAUUCGUAGAUGCUAGUGAGUUAGCGUUUUCUGCCGUGGCGUACUUUCGUAUACGAUAUUAUAACCAAAUAACAGUAGUUUUCGUCGCGGCAAAAUCUCGUUGCAGUCCUCUGAAGCCAAUGUCGAUUCCUAGGUUGGAACUACAGGCUGCAGUACUCGGAACACGUCUACGUAAAAUAAUUGUUGAAAGUCACACAAUAAAUAUUGCGUCAAUAAAUUUUUGGUCGGAUUCUAAAACUGUUAUUCAGUGGAUUCAUUCCGAAGCCCGCCAAUAUAAACAAUUCGUAAGCAAUCGGAUUUCUGAGAUUCUUCAUGAGUCUGAAGUAUCGCAAUGGAGAUGGGUACCUGGAUCGCUAAAUUCAGCUGACAAUGCUACAAGACCUCAGUUAUAUACAGGACUGGUUGAAGAUUCAAAGUGGAUUAAUGGACCACAGUUUUUAAAGCAGAGUGAAGAAAAUUGGCCUGUUCUACCAGAUCUUUCUACAAAUGAAAUUGACAUCGAGAAGAAAGCAAAACAACUUUUUACUAUAUACGAGUACACUCCUGAAAAUUUCAUACCAUUCACGAAAUAUUCUAAUUUUUACAAAUUUCUUAAAAUUAUGAAUUGGGUCCGAUUCGCCGUUUUAAGAUUUAACGAUUUGCUAAACAGAAAUACCGAAAUUCAGCGCACACCGUUAAAUGUCACAGCCAAGUCCAUCAAAGAAACAGAAGAACUAGUAGUUCGACUGGUUCAAGAAGCCGUUUUCGCGGACGAACUUUUUCUAUUAAAGAAUAGUAAGCAGCUCCCAAAACAGAGUCCAUUAUUUGCACUAACACCGAUCAUUGACGAUAGGGGAUUACUUUGUCUUGGAGGUCGAAUUGAUAACGCUCUGUAUCUACCUGUUUGCACGAGAAGUCCAGUAAUUUUACCAAAGAAUCAUCCAUUGUCACGACUAAUAGUUCGCCAUUUUCAUGAAAUAUUUUAUCAUCAAAAUCAGGAAGCUAUUAUCUGUGCAAUCCGAGCUAAAUAUUGGAUACCAAACGUUCGGAGCCUUCUUAAAUCUGUGAGAAGUGAAUGUCAGUUCUGCAAAAAUGCAGCAGUUACUCCAAGGCCUCCUCUCAUGGGCCAAUUACCAGUUGAUCGUUUAUCACCAUACGUCAGAGCUUUCUCGUACACCGGUCUUGACUAUUUUGGGCCAGUAAUAGUGUCCAUCGGUCGACGGCGAGAAAAGAGGUGGGUGGCACUGUUCACCUGCUUGACGAUUCGAGCGAUACAUUUAGAGGUGGCCAAAGAUUUAUCAACUGAUUCUGUAAUUUUAUGUCUGCGAAAUUUUGUCAACCGUAGAGGAAUUCCCGUCCGUAUAAGAAGCGACAGAGGGACAAAUUUUAUCGGAGCAAGCAAGGUCGAAUGGUUGCAUGUUUCUAAAGAUGUAGAACGGGAAUGUAAUCGGUGUGGUAUUGAGUGGGUGUUUAAUCAACCCGCGGAUCCAUCUGCAGGUGGGGCAUGGGAGCGCAUGGUUCAAAGCGUUAAACGUGUGUUGGCAUUUACUUUGAAGGAAAAAGCUCCUCAAAUUGAGACAUUGCAAAGCUUACUAAUCGAAGCUGAAAAUUUAAUAAAUUCUCGUCCACUUACACAUUUAUCAAUUGAAAGUUCUGAUGAUGAACCGUUAACUCCUAAUCAUUUUCUGUUGGGAUGCCCAAACUACAUACAAACUCCUACUGAAUCAGAUAAAGUAUGUUUGCAAAAACAAUGGCAAAUUUUACAACAGCUAAAACAGACGUUUUGGCGCAGAUGGGUAUUAGAGUACCUACCAACGCUUACGCGUCGUACUAAGUGGCACAAAAGAGUUAAUCCCAUUCGUGUUGGAGAUGUUGUUAUUAUCUGCGAUACCAAUAAAAAUUUGCGGGAUUGGAGACGUGGAAUCGUACUGAAAACAUUCCCUGGACCAGAUGGACAAGUUAGGUGAGCGCUUAUUAAGACAUCGACGGGCAACCUAAGAAGACCCGCUUCAAAGUUAGCAGUUCUUGAUGUUUCUGGUGACCCUCAACUCGCAGAUACUCCUUCGGUUCACGGGGGGCGGGAUGUUGCUGACAAAUGUACUUAGCUUUAUGUUUCAAAGAUGUUGUUGACAAAUGUACUCAGCCUUAUGUUCUAAAUAUUUAUUUUAAUCGUAAGGCAACUCUGUUUAAGUAUACUAAAAGAUGUAA
This is a messenger RNA of Bactrocera neohumeralis, 6185 nucleotides long. RefSeq lists its product as uncharacterized. The transcript has 2 exons. The coding region runs from base 516 to 1883 and encodes 455 amino acids. The record is from RefSeq and is a predicted model, not a curated record. NCBI's taxonomy places the organism in Eukaryota, Metazoa, Arthropoda, Insecta, Diptera, Tephritidae. Gene Ontology annotation, biological process: DNA integration. Gene Ontology annotation, molecular function: nucleic acid binding.